Messenger RNA from Hydra vulgaris (swiftwater hydra), 2768 nucleotides. RefSeq names its product dynein axonemal assembly factor 5. Gene Ontology annotation, biological process: outer dynein arm assembly; cilium movement; inner dynein arm assembly. NCBI's taxonomy places the organism in Eukaryota, Metazoa, Cnidaria, Hydrozoa, Anthoathecata, Hydridae. Gene Ontology annotation, cellular component: cytoplasm. The record is from RefSeq and is a predicted model, not a curated record. Gene Ontology annotation, molecular function: dynein intermediate chain binding.
UAAGAAUUUGUUUUAGGUCUUAAGGAAAGACCAAAAAUUCAAAUCAGCACUGCUAAUAGAUUUAUUUUUCCCGGCACCGUUAUCAGCUCAGAUCUCAACUAAUCUCUCAGCGACCUAACUUUGUUUAUAUCUAGUUUUUAAAAUGGUGGAUGUUGCAAUGCGCCAAAAUGAUCAUGCUAAUACUCAUAACAAAAAAGAAGAAAAAGUGGAAGAGAUUAUGCAAGGGAUUGUAAGAGAUAUUAACUUAUUAUCAGCUAGUAAUCAUCUGGCUAAAAAAAGAUCACUUGAGAAGAUAGACAAGUUUGUUUUUGGUACUGAAUAUCCCGAACAUAUAAUAAGAACAAUUUUUCAAAAUUUAUUUAAACCAGUUCUUAAAUUGCUUGAUGAUUCUAUGGAUUGCACCAGAGAGUUGUCUGUUAAGUUGAUUAUUAGGUUUUGUUGUCAUAUUUCCAAACCAGAAGAAUUUAUGCCUUAUAUUAUACCUGUAAUGCAGCAAAGAAUAAUUUCUGAUAAUAAUCAUGAAUCUACAGAAGAAAUUAGACUGUUAUUGAUUGAGAGCUUAUCAAAGUUAAUAGAUAUAUGCUGUGAAAAGAUUGGAAUUUAUAUUGAUGGAAUUAUCCUCAUGUUAAUUAAAACUCUUGAAGAUCCAUACAGUGAAGUCAGAAAAGCAAGUUGUUCUUGUGUUUGUAAGUUAGCUGCAAUGUGCUCUGAGCAAUUUUAUCUGCAGGGAGAAUCUUUAAUUCCCCCAUUGUUAAGAUCUCUUUCACACCAGCAUAAUAAAGUUAGAAGUGCUGUUUUGCAGACAAUUGGUGUUACGAUUCUAUCAACAAGUGGAAAGUCAGUAGAUGAUGUAUUUACUCACAUUGCACAACGAACCUUUGAUAGUUCUUCACCAGUGAGAUUAAUGGUUGUUGAAGUAGUUGGAAAAUGGCUUGUUGAACUUAGAGAUAGGUAUUCUUAUUUUGCAAAAUUGAUUCCAUUGCUACUUAGUGGACUUUCCGAUGAAAUGUCUGAGAUUAGAUUAUUAAGUUUUGAAAAUUUUGAAAAGGCUGGUAUGCUAUAUGAAGAAGAAAAUGAAGCAGAUUUAAAAGAUAAAAGAGAGUAUCAUGUAACUAAACCGUUUGAAUCAUUUAUAACUCAUAACAGACCUAGAUUGGGUUGUAGAGUGCUUGUUCAGCAAAACUUCUCAAAGAUUCUUCCUGCUCUAAUUCAUGACAUCACUGAUUGGUGUGUAGACACUAGAAUCAAGGCUGCCAAUCUUUUGUACCAUCUGGUGCUGUACUGUGAGGACCACAUAACAAUGAGCAUGGAGUUAUUAUCAAAUGGCCUUUACUCAGCCUCUCAAGAUGAUGAAAAACAAGUCGUUUAUCAAGUUAGUCGGGUUGCUGAAUUAGUUGGGAAGUUUGUUGAACCAUCAGUAUAUUGCAAACUAAUAACAAAACGAUUAGAACUUGUUUACAAUUCAACUUCAAAACAAAUACAUGGCACAUUACUUAUUUUAACCUCUUACAUCAAAGGUGCAAUUCCACAACAGAUCAAAGAUGAAUUAACGAAUAUAACAACUAUUAUUGAAAAAACAGAUAUCUGUAGCUCUGUUGAUAAUGCAUGUCAAAUGCAACUUUUAGCUUUAUUUGAUGCAAUUAUAUCAAAAGAAGUAGAUGAAAUAUCUUGUGUUGGUUGCAGUUUGUUUAAAAUGAUAUUAAGUGUGAUUGCACUUGCUUGCAAUAAUCAAGUGAAAACAGAGGCUGAAAAUCAAAUAAUAAAUCUCAGUAAAACAUUGCACCUUGAGAGUCGGUUUGAAUUAUUCAAAAUUUAUGGUGAUCGCAUCAUGGAGUCUUUAGUGAAAUCAUCUGCAGAAUGGAGUAGUCAAUCAUCUGAUUGCUAUACUUAUGUUUCUCUAUUAUCACAGGCAGGCCCUAGCCUUUUUUAUCUUCUUGAUAAAGCUAUUCCCAUUUUCAUCCAAUGUUGUGAUGUUACAAAAGAUGCUGAAAUGAGACAAAGAUUUUUUACUCUCAUGGCGCAGCUCGUUCUAAAUCCAUUAACUGAAGAUGUUGUUAAAAAGUUUCAAGUUCAUAUUGAUUCAAUAAUCAAAGAUGCAAUUUUGCCCAACUGCAUUUGGAAAGCUGGAAGAGUUGCUGCAGCUGUUCGUUCAGUUGCUAUGUCUUUUUUAUGGGCUUUGCUCCAGUCUGUUUUGCGUGGAAAUGAAUUAAAAAAAGCAUUUAACGAAUCACAAAUGCAGAUAAUUAGUUGCCUUGAUGAUCACAAUGAAACUACUAGACUUGUAACAAUUAAAGUUUUAUUAAAAAUUCUAAGAGUGAGCAAAGGUGAAUUUGUAGUGCCACAACUUCAUGCAAUUUAUCCUGAGUUUUUAAAGCGAUUAGAUGAUGCUUCUGAUUCUGUUAGAAUAGUUGCCUCAAAAGCCAUUUCUGCAUAUUUUGAGUGCUUACCUGAAGAUUACGAUCGACACCUCUUUAAAUAUCAUUUGGAGUACCUGUAUAAAACUUUGCUAAUACAUAUGGACGAUCGCAAUGAAAUAAUUCAGAAAGCUAUAUUAGGUUGCUUAAAAAUCGGUGCUUGUAAACACCCCUUACUUUUGAAGCAGCUUGUUGACGACGUUGUUUUAAAGCAUCGCACGAAACAGUAUUGCGAAGAGCUUUUGCAUCAUUGUGAGGAACUUAAUAAAACAUUUUCGAACGAGCCUAAUAAUAUGGCGUGAACUUUUUUUCAACAUGUAUUUAUUAUUUUGUUACCAGAUAUCAACGAUUUUA